Messenger RNA from Pseudocercospora fijiensis CIRAD86, 1280 nucleotides. RefSeq lists its product as uncharacterized. The transcript has 4 exons. The record is from RefSeq and is a predicted model, not a curated record. Bases 57 to 521 code for a protein of 154 amino acids. NCBI's taxonomy places the organism in Eukaryota, Fungi, Ascomycota, Dothideomycetes, Mycosphaerellales, Mycosphaerellaceae.
CAGAGAUACCGGGUUUCAGAGAGACACUAUGCCGCAAUUCAUGGUGUACUUCCCUCAUGCGUCAACUCGACGAAGUGAGAGCGCGAAAGUCAGCGAUUCUUUGGAAGGAAAUCCUAGUCGCGAGCACUGUGAGCUGUUUGUAUAGGAGUCAGCACCGUCCGGGAGGCGGUGUAAUGCGAAGCUCCUCGCUCGAUGAGCGGCGAGCGCAGGGAAGCUCUAGUGUCAUGUCACCCUGGACGCCGGAAGCUCAGCCUCUGCAACCACGCCGAGCGCCAUUGCCGCUGCAUCCACGCAUCGACAGAGUACACGGAUGGUCUCAGGCCCAAACAGGGCAUUCACGAUCUGGGCAUUCACGAUCUGGGCAUUCACGAUCUAGCGAUGCCGUACUCGAGCUCGAACGAGAUCUCCGACAGCGACUCAAUGCUGCAGCGGCCUUCUAUGUCGCCGACGUCCUUUUGAGAGUCUCACGCCAGGUGCUUUUCGCGGAGCGACGUGAUCGCGUACAAAAAGAGAGCUGUUGAAGGGAAGCGCCAGCAUGCAAUCGACCAUCCGGGCUUCCGGUACCAGCCACGCUAGAUGCAGGUUACGUAGACGCGAAUGCAGCAGCUCGUCACGCUCGAACCUCGCAAAACCUCCCGCAAAAAGCCCUGAAUUGCGUAGACUACACGUGAUAGCAUAGUGAAGGCGAUUAUCAAAAACCAAUGCUCUACAGCACACCUAGACCUUCACUCCUUCCCUCAAUUUCAAUCUGACCAUCAUUGGCGGCUUCUUCCAAAUGAAGUAUGUCUUCAUGCCCUUUGUCCAUUCCUUGCUUUCUGGCAGCAGUUCCCAAUCAAAAUGCCACACAAACUUUGCUAAUGCUAUCCGCAUCUCAAGGUAUGCUAGAUUGAUGCCGAUGCAAGAGCGCGGGCCAAUCGAGAAUGGAUUCGAUGCUGCCUUGUUGUCAUCUCUGAACUCGGGAGGGCAAUCAUCGCCCUUCAGCCAUCUCUCGGGAUGGUAUUCUGCCGGAACAUUGAAAUACCUGGAGUCACGCGCCAUCGGAUAGUUCUGCGACGUCACACAUACACCAGCUGGGAUAUAUUGGCCAUCGACUGUAGCGCCUGGCGAGACUCUCAACGCAUGUGACGGAGCUGGAGGGAAGAGUCUCAAAGCUUCCUCAAUGCAGCCAUGCAGGAAAGGUAAUUUGGCCGGGGUAGUCGAAUCGCCCACGAUCUGGUCCGAAGAAGUAAAAGCACCUCGUACCUCAUCCUGGAGCCUCUUCAACGCUUCUGGAUAAUGGG